AUGACAGGCAUGAUCCAUCGCCACGGAUUUGAACCGCUGGGCUCACCCGCAAGCCCAACAGCAGCAUGGCUGCAGGAAAACAACUGGCCCAUCAGGUCCUCGCCGUCGUGGUCACUGAUGCCGAAGCACCGCAUCAACUGGUCCAGCAGCUCCCCCCACCAGCUAAGAAGUAGCUCCACUCUCACCAAGACACUGCUGCUGCUGCAAUCCACAAUGGUCAAGUCCUUCGCGAACUUUGCGACGACCAUCGCCCUGGCGAUCGCGGCUGCGAGCGCUGCCUCCCUGCCCGACGGCACGUGGCCCGCCAGCACGGGCACCGUCCAGUUCUCCGAGGCUCACAUCGUCAAGGCCGGCGAGGUGUUCGACGGCAAGAUGCAGACGUACGAGCGCUCCGACAUCUCGUGCGAGGGCCAGACCGAGAGCGGCGCGUCCACCGCCGUCUUCAAGCUCGAGCCUGGAUCCACCCUCAAGAACGUCAUCAUCGGCAAGAACCAAAUGGAGGGCGUUCACUGCGAUAAGCACGACUGCGUCAUUGAGAACGUGUGGUGGGACGACGUGUGUGAGGACGCGCUGAGCGUCAAGGGCGGCACCGCCUCCAGUGUCACGACGGUCACGGGCGGCGGCGCUCGCUACGCCGACGACAAGGUCAUCCAGCACAACGGCUACGGCACCGUCAAGAUCGACGGCUUCUACGGCGAGGACGUCAGCAAGCUCUACCGCUCGUGCGGCACGUGCGGCGACAAGCAGCGCAAGGUGGACGUGGCCAACGUCUACGUCGUGAACCCGACCAAUGCCGUCGUGACGGUGAACAAGAACUGGAACGACGAGGCCACGCUCAGCAACGUCUGGGUCAAGUCCAGCGGCAAGAAGACGGUCAAAAUCUGCCAGUGGUCGCAGGGCAACGCCGACGGCGAGCCCUCCAUCCUGGGCCACGGGCCGUCCCCGCCGCUCUGCCAGUACUCGGAGAGCGACGUGCGCGUGAACGAGGACAUUUCCCAGGCGGCGCAGACUUCGACCGCGGCGUCGGCUUCCGCUUCGGCUUCAUCGUCGCAGACGCCCGCACAGCAGUCGUCGUCCUUCAGCGAUUCAUCACUCGCUUCGUCAGCCGCGGCGUCAUCGCAGACGUCGUCGAACUCGUCCACCGAGGCGUCCGAGGCGUCUGCCCCCGGCACGGUGGCGCCUGUGGAGAGCGGCAGCCUGGAGCAGUUGGUUGUUAGCAGCGCUGGUAGUCAGACCGAGCAGCAGCAAGACUCGACGGAGCAGCCGGCCGCUCUCCCUUCAGCCUCGGGAUCGAGCCCGACCUCAAGCUCCGGCUCGACGUACUCGUCUUCGGACGACGUGACACAAGCUGCCGCCCAGCAGUCGAGCGUCGCCUCCAGCAGCGAGAGCGACCUGACCCAAUCGGUUCAACAGCAGACCGGUAUCGUGCUCGAGUGCGACUCGAGCUCUAGCAAGGCCUCGGAGCAGACCUCCCAGCUGUCUAGCGUCGCGUCCAGCAGCGCUUUGGACCCCCCGCAGGCACCGAACGUGAUCCUCGAGUGCGAUUCCUCGUCCUCCUCCGGCAGCAGCAACCAGCAAGUUGAAGUGCCCUCGCUGCAGUCCACCACCUCCGCUUCCGCUUCGACCUCGUCGGCCAGCAACAGCGGCGUAGAGAGCCAACAGGAGAACGUCGCGCCAAGUGCCAGCGGCAGCACCAGUUCCACUUCCACCUACAGUUCUGCUGCUACCGCCCCCAGCAGCAGCAGCAGCAGCAGCGGUUCGACUACCGACCCGACUACGCAGAACUCCAAUGCCGGUUCACCUACGCAGAGUUCCAGCACGGGCUCAACCGCUCAGACGACAGGCAGCGACUCAACCGAGCAAACCGCCACCAACACGACUCCGUACACCAUCAAGGCCGGCGAGGUCUUCGACGGCAAGAUGCAGACGUUCGAGCGCUCCGACAUCACGUGCACCGACGGUGAGGGCCAGAAGGACUCCGCCGUGUUCCUCGUCGAGGCCGGCGGCACCCUCAAGAACGCCAUCAUCGGCAAGAACCAGAAGGAGGGCGUCCACUGCGACGACCACGACUGCACCAUCGAGAACGUCUGGUGGGACGACGUGUGCGAGGACGCGCUGAGCAUCAAGGGCGGCACUGCUUCCAGUGUGACCACCGUGACCAACUGCGGCGCGCGCUACGCCUCGGACAAGGUGGUGCAGCACAACGGCUACGGCACCGUCAAGAUCAACGGCUUCUUCGCGCAGGAGUUCGGCAAGCUCUACCGCUCGUGCGGCACGUGCGGAGACAUCCCUCGCACUGUGACGGUGGAGAACGUGUACGCCAUCGACCCGCUCGUGAGUCUUGUGACGGUGAACAAGAACUACAACGACCAGGCCACGCUCAAGAACAUUUAUGUCAAGACGACAGACGGCAAGGGCGACGUCAAGGUGUGCCAGUGGUCGCAGGGCAGCAAGACGCCGUCCAACCUGGGCGACGGACCGUCGGGCACGCUCUGCCAGUACACGGAGAGUGACGUCCACAUCAACGAGAAGUAA
Molecule: messenger RNA, 2535 nt
Organism: Phytophthora sojae
Lineage: Eukaryota; Oomycota; Peronosporomycetes; Peronosporales; Peronosporaceae
Exons: 3
Coding region: 1-2535 (844 amino acids)
Biological process (GO): pectin catabolic process
Cellular component (GO): extracellular region
Molecular function (GO): pectate lyase activity
Source: RefSeq, a predicted model, not a curated record